Messenger RNA from Contarinia nasturtii (swede midge), 1860 nucleotides. RefSeq lists its product as uncharacterized. The record is from RefSeq and is a predicted model, not a curated record. NCBI's taxonomy places the organism in Eukaryota, Metazoa, Arthropoda, Insecta, Diptera, Cecidomyiidae. Bases 165 to 1340 code for a protein of 391 amino acids. The transcript is spliced from 5 exons.
ACUUUGAUUCAUUGUCAAUACGGUUUGUUACUUUGUCAAGUGAACAGAAAUCAUCUCUAUUGCUGUGGUCAAGUCAGAAAAGUGCUCUCGGUCAUUCGAACAUUUUAAAAAUCGUGUGAUUGUUUCUUUUUUUUCGCUUUCUGGUAUUUAUUUUCCGAAAUUGAAUGUUUAAAUUAUUGAUAUCGACAAUCAUGGGAAAUAUUCGAAGAAAUAUUUCACUUACUUUAACAAUAGUUUUACUAACUGAUUAUGUGUUGAGUGCAAGUGUUGUUGAUAAAAUAGAAAAGCGAACGGAUCAGGAUUCUUAUAUUGAUGCAUUGCAUAAAACGCAUGCCGAAGAUUCGCUGCAUUCGCGCGGUGAUUACAAAGAUAACAGCAUCUCAUCGCAUCCUGGAUAUUCUUAUGGGCCACCAUCAACGGAAUAUGGACCACCUUCGAGUGAAUAUGGGCCACCAGUACCGUCACCAUCUUAUGGACCUGUGUCGACUGAAUAUGGACCCCCUGUGCCGUCACCAUCGUACGGACCUCCGUCAUUUAGCUACCAAUAUGGUCCACCGUCAUAUCAAGGCUCGAGACCGAUAAAUGUAUACAAUUAUGGGCCAGCACCACCAAAAUUCCCCGUCGUUCAUAGUUCUCCACGUGACGAACACUGGCUAUUCGAUAAAUUCAAAUUCAAAUUAGAUCUGUUCACCAUCGGCAAAAUCCUCAUCAAAUUGAUCAUUUUCAAGAAGAUUGUUAAAUUCAUUGCGUUGAUUUGUUUGCUAUUGUUUUUGCCACGAUUGCAAACCAAACAUAUGAACGUGGUGGAUAUGUUAUCUGGUGGCGGCGACGAAAGCGAGGAGGAACCCGAUGAAAAGCGAUCAUUCGAUUUCCGCCAAUCACGACAAAAGCAAAUAAAUGAAGUGUCACGAUUUGCCAUGACGGCCAUUCAAUCGUUUACUGACAAGCAUCUGGUGAAAUGUGGAAAUUUGAGCGAUAUUCCAUGCCGAUUUCAAUCAAUGGUCGAUAUUAUCGAUGAUAAAUAUCCAUAUGAAAGAAUAAUCGAAAUGGUAUUGCCAAUCAGUGAAUAUUAUUUAUAUCCACCACAAAAACCAAAAACAAAAAUUCAUAAAAAAGAAUUGGAUGCAUCAUUGCUGAACGAUGUUAAUCAAGAUCAAUAUCAAAACGAACAAAGUAUUAAUGAAAGUUCAACGCCAGAACCAACGAUAGCCACAACACCGGAAUAUGAUGAACUAUCCUUUAUGUCAUCGUCGUCGUCGUCAUCUCCAUCUAUCGAUCACAGUGUCGCAUUGUGUUUGUAUGGCAUUUUAUUAAUGUUUAUCAAGUGCAAUAGCAUGUAAAGCAUAGGUUGCCCGAUAUAACAAACAAUUAAUUAUCACAACCAUCUCCAGCUUCUUUCCACCUAUCCUCGAUUUUUCUAUAAAAACACAAAAAAAAUUAUUGUUCGUACUAUGUCUUGCUCGUCAUCAACUAACAUAGAUCCAAACUAAAACCGAUUUACCAUUACUGACUCUAAUUUAUGUAAGUUUUCAAGCAUUUAUUAUUUUUCAAAUCAGUUUACUGUUAACAAUAUGCGUUUGUGUGUAAAUAUCAUACUCUCUCGGACAAUGUGUAUAUUUUCGGGUUGAUUUUCUUUUCGAAAUUCUUGUUUUGUUUCAAUUACUUUGUUUGUUUCUCAUUCUGGUAUUGGCUUUCUUUUCUUUCAUUCGUUGUCUAUCCGUUUUCACCUUCCGAGAUUUUAUUGUGUGCGCUACUCCUCCAAUUCAUUUAUUUAUUCAAUCAUCGCUAAUACAAUACAUUUUUUAAAGUAAUAAUCUAAUUUAUAUUCUAGAAGUGUAAAAUAAAUUAUUUUUUGUUUUA